This is a messenger RNA of Penicillium cosmopolitanum, 2997 nucleotides long. It is a transcript of the gene nic96, whose product is annotated as linker nucleoporin NIC96. The record is from RefSeq and is a predicted model, not a curated record. Gene Ontology annotation, cellular component: nuclear pore. Gene Ontology annotation, biological process: poly(A)+ mRNA export from nucleus; protein import into nucleus. Lineage: Eukaryota; Fungi; Ascomycota; Eurotiomycetes; Eurotiales; Aspergillaceae. The coding region runs from base 1 to 2997 and encodes 998 amino acids. Gene Ontology annotation, molecular function: structural constituent of nuclear pore. The transcript has 6 exons.
AUGGCAUCGAAUACAAGCUCUCUCUUCGGAGGGGGGUGGUCUUGGAAGCACAACAACCCCUCAGCAGUCGAGUCUUUUCGGGUCGAACACCGGUACGAGUGCAUUUGGAUCCGCCGCCCCUUCAUCUGGAGCUGCGCAGGGCGGCCAGACCUCUUCGCUAUUUGGACAAACCCAGACUCAGCAGCAACAACCCGCCCAGACCUCGUCAUUCAAUCAACCAACACCGCUCAAGCACAAGGGGGAGCAUCCGCCCAAGCAACCCAGCCUGCUUUCUUCAACAGCCUGCUGGAGCGUGGUAAAAAGCGCCCACUAUCUUCAACCGCACAAAAUGGACACUUUGAAGAUAUCCCCAGUCUGCAACUCGGCCUGGAUGAUAUUCGGAGGAAGGCAAGGGAGCUGGGUACAUCUGGAAACAAGGACUCCCAACAGACCACGAGCAAAGCUCACUAUUUACUUGCCUCUUCUGGGAUCGCUCCUAGUCGCACUUUGCGUGACCUUCGAUCUCUAGACCCGCAGGCAUCUGUCGCUGCGACCAGGGAAGCGGACAGCUUCGACCCCGAUAAUCAACGCUUUCUUCGAAAUAUCCAACAGCGUGGUCGGCAGGCCAUGAUCGCGGAGAGCCUCUCUCGCGCCCAGAGAGACUUCGAUUCAUUCUUGGAAGAAAAGGUCGACAUGGACUGGGAGGAUCAACGCCGGAGAAUCUUUGAUCACUUUGGACUUUCUCAGAAGGAUGCUGCCAAUGCUGGUGGUCAACUGAAAUCCACCACGACAGGAGCCUUUGGUCGAUCCGGAAGACAAUCCAAGCAAGCAGGCCUGAACCCUGGCGCCGCUGCAUCUCGCAGGAGCGUCUUUGGGCGUUCCGGUCUUGAUAGAUCUGUUAUUGGGACCCCCGGAGCGGGCCUGGCGAGUCGCCAACUUUUCGAAGACCCCGCGGAGCGCAGCGAGGGCCUGACUGCGCCUUCGGCAAAUAUGAGAUUCUCGCUUCUCAGAGGUAGAAUUACAAUCCGGCGGCGACAUCCCCACCAAAUCUUUGAUGCCUAUCAAGCUCUGAUCAAUAUUGUUGGCGAGAAGCCAAGCAUUUCUGGCGCCGAGGAUCCCCUGGCUGUGAAAGAGCGUCAUUACGCCGACUCCUAUCUGGAAGAAUCCACAAAGUCCCGCACAGCAAUUAAACUCAAGCAACGAAUCAUUGAGGGAUCAAGAACCUAUCUGGAACACAUGUUUUACAGCCAGGUGGAAGCUGACAUCGCCAAGAACCCUCGUGAAGCGCAGGUUGGUGGAAUUCCCAGUGUGAUCAAUAAGAUCCGUGCGUAUAUUCGCCUUCGUGCGGCCAGGAAAGAUCUGGCGCCAGAUGGAACGGAGCUGCAGAUGAUUGGACCGGAUUAUUGCUGGAUUCUCAUCUUCUACCUUCUUCGAUCCGGCCAUAUCGACGAUGCGGUCCUGUACGCGACGAGCGACGGUGGAUUCAAGUCGAUGGAUCACAAGUUUGUGACUUAUAUUGCUACCUGGGCGAAGGAAAGGCGACUUCCCCGGGAUCUGCAGCAGAAGAUCAACGGCGAGUAUCAACAGCGUGUGCGAAAUGCCCCCGAGGGUACUGUUGACCCGUUCCGAAUGGCCUGCUACAAGAUCAUUGGACGAUGUGAUCUUAGGGAACGUCGUCUGGAUGGUGUCAACCAGAGUGUCGAGGAUUGGAUGUGGCUGCAGUUCAGCCUCGCACGUGAGGAUGACCGCGCUGAGGAGGCCGCUGGCGAUAUCUUUGGCCUCGAGGAUAUUCAAACUGAUAUCACAGAAAUCGGUCAAAGGGUGUUCACCAAGGGCCAGGACGGGCCCGGCGGUUACGGAACAUUCUUCCUCCUUCAGAUUCUUGGAGGCAUGUUCGAGCAGGCUGUGGCAUACCUGGGUACCUAUAAUUCCGUUGCGGCUGUUCACUUUGCUAUUGCAUUGGCAUACUACGGUCUCUUGCGCGUGUCAGACUUCUACGUUUCCGGGGAUGAAAUCCUUUCUUUCACAGUGAAGCAGUUCCCGCAAAUAAACUUCGGAUACCUGAUCACCCAAUACACGCGGGAAUUCCGAACCGGAGACACCUUCCGGGGGGCCUUGGGCAAAUCCCAGUCGUCUGUAUGCCAUGAGGCAUUGCGCGAGUUCAUUCUCGAGACCAGAGAUUUCGCCAAAUUGCUCGGCGACAUUCGUUCGGACGGAUAUAGAAUCAAGGGCGUGAUCGAGCAACGCCUUUCCCUGAUCAACCUCACAAACCAGCAAGACUUCUUGAAGAACAUCACUGUCCAGGCUGCUGCAGUGGCAGAUGACAAGGGAUUGGUGACCGACUCUGUCCUUCUCUACCAUCUGGCAGAGAACUACGACCGAGUGAUUGAAAUCAUUAACCGGGCAUUGUCAGAUGCCAUUGCUGUUGAAUUAGGCGGCGCCGUCUCCAAGCUUCAACCUCUUCGACCCAGAGCCGAACAAGGCCAGCAAGAAGAGCCUGGCAGCAGUCUCAGCCUGACCACCGUUGACGACCCCGUCGCUCUCGGCAAAAACAUGAUGAGUCUUUAUGAGUCUCAGCCAAUGUAUUACGAAAAUAUCCGACCGAUCCACAAAGACUCUUGUAUCCUACUCAUCCGAAUGAUGGAAGCCAAGAUCGAGGUUGAAGCUGGCAGAUGGCCGGAAGCACUCGACGCCAUCGACCGCCUGGGCGUUCUCCCCCUUCGUGCCAACGGCUCAAUGUCCCACAUUCGCAGCGCCGCUCAAGCAUUCUCCUCCUUCCCGGAGAUCAUUUCACGCAACAUCGGUCCCGUCAUUAUGUGGAGUAUCGCGUGCAUUGGCUACGAGCGUCAUAAGCAGACUUCGGGCCCCUAUGAUACUGCCACUCACCAGGGCUUUGCGGAACAAUUGCUCGGUAUGGCUAAGGAUCUCAUGGUCUUUUCUGGAAUGGUCAAGUACAAAUUGCCUCCUAGGGUUUAUGAGGCUUUGGCGAGGGCUGGUGCCGAUAUUGGUGCCUACUAG